AUGAAGCCCCACGUGCCCUCCUCUGAGCCGCCCGAUGGAGGCUGGGGCUGGAUGAUCGCGUUGGCAGCUUUCCUGCAGUCAGCCCUGAUCUUUGGGGUGAUCCGAUCUUUUGGGGUCUUCUUUGUGGAAUUCAUGGCUUAUUUCGGGGAGCCAUCCACCACCGUCUCCUGGAUCUCCUCGGUCACAGUGGCCGUGUUGAUGUUCAGCAGUCCUUUGGCCAGUGCCCUCGGGGCGCAGUACGGAGAGCGGGCCGUGGGAGUCGUCGGUGGGUUCCUGUCGGGGCUGGGGCUCUUCCUGGCUUCCUUGGCCACCAGCCUGGUUCAGCUCUACCUCUUCAUUGGCCUCCUCACAGGUUUUGGUGGUGCCCUCAUCGUCUCCCCCUCCCUGGCCUUGGUAGCCCGGUAUUUCAAGCGGCGGCGUGCCCUGGCCAACGCCUUGGUGUUUUCCGGCGCUGGCAUUUCUACCUUGGCUUUCUCCCCCCUCUUCCAGUUCUUGGUGGAUACCUACGGCUGGCGCGGGGCCCUCCUGAUUGUGUCUGGCAUGGUCUUCCACCUGGUGGUGUGUGGGGCCCUCCUUCGGCCCUUGCCCUUGGCCCAAAAGGACACUUUGGGGGCUCUCGAAGAGGAGAGCCGCUGGGGCAGGUUGGCGUCCCUCUUUGGCCUACGUCUGUUCUGCCACCGAGCCUUCAUGAUCUUCUGUGGGUCUGGGAUGCUGAUUACGGCGGGCUACUUCAUGCCUUUUAUUCACUUGGUGCCCCACGCCAGGGAGACGGGCUUCGACGAAUACCAAGCAGCCUUCCUGGUGUCUGCGGUGGGCAUGGCUGAUAUUGCAGGACGCGUCACAGCCGGCUGCCUGGCCAACUGUGGGCCUCUUCGUCUCGUCCACCACCUCACCCUCUGGACCUCCCUGACGGGCGUCUCCUUGCUCGUGGUGCCCCUGGGACGCAGUUACAUCCUCUUGGUGGCCAUCAGCAUCGCCUACGGGUUCCUGGCUAGCGCCAUCAUCCCGCUAAAGUUCUCCACCCUGAUGGAAAUUGUGGGCCCAGACCAAAUCAUGGGAGCGAUCGGGCUCAUUCACCUGAUGGAAAGCUUUGGCGCUUUGGCUGGGCCUCCACUGUCGGGCUGGAUCCGGGACAUGACCGGCAGCUACACGGCUUCAUUCCAGGCAGCUGGCUCCAUCCUCAUGGUGGGCGCCUUGGUGCUUGUGGCCCUGCCCAACUACCUCCCUUGCCUCCCUGCAGCGCCCCUCAAACAACCUGAAGGAUGCAAAGAGGAGCCCGAUCCCUCCCCCACUGAAGACGGAGGCUUCCGGACUGGGCGGAGCUGA
Heteronotia binoei (common prickly gecko) is the source of this 1326-nucleotide messenger RNA. Its product is annotated as monocarboxylate transporter 13-like. Gene Ontology annotation, biological process: monocarboxylic acid transport; transmembrane transport. NCBI's taxonomy places the organism in Eukaryota, Metazoa, Chordata, Lepidosauria, Squamata, Gekkonidae. The transcript has 4 exons. Gene Ontology annotation, molecular function: monocarboxylic acid transmembrane transporter activity. Bases 1 to 1326 code for a protein of 441 amino acids. The record is from RefSeq and is a predicted model, not a curated record.